AUGGAGGUGGAGGGAAGAGGUGAUUUCGUCUUGAAGGAAAAGCUUAGGCUAUUAAAAGAUAAAUUAAAAGAGUGGAACAAGGAGGUGUUCGGGAGGAUAGAGUUGGAGUUGGAAGAGUGCGUGCGAGAAAUUAAUUUGGCGGAUGAUAGGUUGGACACGGAUUCUUGUUCUUCAUUCUUAGCUAAUCUUGAGUUGAGAAAAGAGGCAAAUGGAAACUUUUGGAAGAACCUUAGGAUUAAGGAAAAUAUGCUUAUUCAAAAAUCAAGAUCUAAGUGGCUUAAAGAGGGAGAUGCUAAUAGUGGUUUUUUUCAUAAAGUGAUGAAACAAAGAAGACGUCAAAAUCAUUUAGGUCCAAUUAUCACACCCGGAGGUUUGAAGGAAUCGGUGGAGGAUGUUAAAGAAGAGGUUUGGAAUCACUUUGGAAAUAAAUUCAUUGAAACGGAGGAGGUUAGACCGGUGUUGGAUGGUAUAUUCUUCAAAUCCAUUAGUGCGGAGGAAGCGAUGGAUUUAGAAAACCAUUUUCUUGAAGGAGAAAUUAAGGAAGCGGUUUGGGAAUGUGGGGCGGAUAAAAGUCCGGGUCCGGACGGGUAUUCCUUUCUUUUCAUCAAGAAAUGUUGGUAUUUCAUUAAAGAUGAUUUUUUGAAGUUCUUUAAUUAUUUUUUUGAUGGAAAAUCCAUUUCCAAGGCUAUCACUUCAUCUUUUCUUUCUUUAAUUCCGAAGACUAAUAAUCAUAGGGGUGGACAAGAAAUACUCAACCGACCGAAACCCGGUCUAACCGUUUAG
This is a messenger RNA of Vicia villosa (hairy vetch), 783 nucleotides long. RefSeq lists its product as uncharacterized. Lineage: Eukaryota; Viridiplantae; Streptophyta; Magnoliopsida; Fabales; Fabaceae. The record is from RefSeq and is a predicted model, not a curated record. The transcript has a single exon. Bases 1 to 783 code for a protein of 260 amino acids.